CAAACCUUUAAUUACUAUAAAGUGUUAGAAAAGUAUAAAACAAUUGAAUUAUUGUUAGUUUUGGUCCAAAAGUUAGUUUCAAGACAUUUGGUGUUUGAAUGUUUGCAUUGAAGUGAAUGUCAAUUACAUUGAGAUCUCAUCGCAAAUGGCUUUAAAGGACUCACAAACCGCUAAAUUAUAUCUAUUUUGUUAUAAUUUAAUCCAAUUUUUUGGAUGGUCGUACGGACUGGUAGUGGUGGUGUCGGGAGUGGCAGCGAAGGGCAACUUCACGGGUGUAUACGAAUGGGUGCGGACAUCGGUGUCUAUCUUCCAGACGCUUCAGCUCAUAGAAGUGGUGCACUGUUUGAUACGUCUGGUGCCGUCCAAUGCCUUCCAGACACUGAUCCAAGUGUUGUCGCGACUGAUAGUGGUUUGGGGUGUGUUGUUGCCGGUGGUUGAGGCGCGACAUUCGUUGGGAGUGCCGAUGCUUUUGAUUGCGUGGUCUAUCGCAGAGAUGACACGUUAUCUGUAUUAUGCGCUCAAUAUCUACGAUGUGGUGCCGUAUGCGCUAACGUGGCUCCGCUAUACCCUCUUUAUAGUGCUUUACCCGAUCGGAGUGUCCGGUGAACUGCUAACCAUUGUAUCGGCCAUUCCCUACAUCCGAGACCGCAAUCUCUUUGCAAUAUCUUUGCCUAAUUUUGCAAACAUUUCCUUUUAUUAUCACUAUUUGCUGGCAAUAGUCAUACUGUCGUACAUUCCUUUUUUCCCUCAAUUAUACUUCUAUAUGAUCGCUCAGAGGAAGAAAAUUCUCGGCAACACUUCCGUCACUGCCUGUCAAAAGACAAAGUGACCGCAAGUAUCCAUUCUAUAGGUUUUUAGUCAAUUACCGUUUCACAGGUUUUGGGAAUUUUUUUAUGUAAACUUUUUAUACAUUAUAUUACUUUACAUUUUUAAAAAUAAAUUUGUUUUAUAUAAAUGA
Molecule: messenger RNA, 958 nt
Organism: Medioppia subpectinata
Lineage: Eukaryota; Metazoa; Arthropoda; Arachnida; Sarcoptiformes; Oppiidae
Source: the annotation of a GenBank genome assembly